Messenger RNA from Annulohypoxylon maeteangense, 1292 nucleotides. Its product is annotated as NAD(P)-binding protein. Gene Ontology annotation, cellular component: cytosol. The transcript is spliced from 4 exons. Bases 155 to 1102 code for a protein of 315 amino acids. Gene Ontology annotation, molecular function: oxidoreductase activity. The record is from RefSeq and is a predicted model, not a curated record. NCBI's taxonomy places the organism in Eukaryota, Fungi, Ascomycota, Sordariomycetes, Xylariales, Hypoxylaceae.
CUGAUUCGGCAUUGGAUAUUAUAGGACAUCAAGUGCCUAGACUAGGCACAUGUAGUAUCCCUAUUACUAAAGUGACUCAACUCAAAGAAUCUCAUAAAACCCUGCCUUGUCUAAUACUCAAUUUUUAUCGGAGUAAAUAUCUCAAGAUCACCUUAUGCCCAUCUUGCGCACCGGUCUCUCCACAGUCCGGCACUUCGUCCUCUCAUCAGCGUAUCCCAGGACUACUCUUACACAAUCACUUAGACGACUUAAUAUUAAUAACGGCUUCGAUACUAUAAGGAGAAGAGCCAUGUCGUCGGCCGUAGCGAAGCGCCUCGAGGGCAAGACCAUCGUGAUCACAGGAGCUUCGUCGGGAAUUGGUCGUAGCGUCGCAUUCGAGUUCGCGCGGACUGCGCCCAAGAACCUGAAGCUGGUGCUCACAGCGCGGCGUGUGGACACUUUGCGGCAGGUCGCGGAAGACAUCGUAAAGGAGGUCGGCGACGGCGUAAAGGUCUUGCCUGUGAAGCUCGACGUGAGCGUUCCCGAGGAAGUCCGUGGCUUCGUGGCGGGGUUGCCGGUGGAGUUCCGCGAUAUCGAUGUGUUGGUGAAUAAUGCUGGUCUCGUCAAAGGCGUAGCUCGCGCCCCAGAGAUCGCCGAGGCCGACAUCAACGUUAUGUUUGCGACCAAUGUGACCGGUCUGAUCAACAUGACCCAGGCCGUUCUACCCACCUACCUUGCGCGCCCUGAUGGUGGUCGCGGCGACAUUAUCAACAUUGGCAGUAUCGCCGGCCGCGAGCCGUACCCAGGCGGUGGUAUCUACUGUGCCACCAAGGCGGCUGUCCGUAGCUUCUCCGAGUCCCUGCGCAAAGAGCUCAUCUCCUCGCGGGUUCGCGUCCUUGAGAUCGACCCCGGUCAGGUUGAGACAGAGUUCUCCGUUGUCCGAUUCUACGGUGAUAAGUCCAAAGCUGAUGCUGUCUAUGCUGGUUAUGACCCUUUGACGCCUGAUGACAUUGCUGAAGUGGUUGUAUUUGUUGCUGGACGACGGGAAAACGUGGUGGUAGCUGAUACCCUCGUUUUCCCCAACCACCAAGCAGGUGCUGGUAUUAUGCACAAGAAAACAUAGGACUCUAUAUGAAAACACUGUAUUUUAUCUAGGUAGGCUUGGCAAACGAAGCAUCUCACGCCACAAUUUACAAUAGACUCCUUACCGUCUCCUAAUGGAAGACUACAAAAUUUUUACGUUAUUGUUUAAAGUCCUAUUGUUGUAAUCGGUUAGCAAAGAUCGGAAAUAGACCUUAAGCAUAGAUUGAAUA